Messenger RNA from Sodiomyces alkalinus F11, 1791 nucleotides. RefSeq names its product monooxygenase. Bases 99 to 1643 code for a protein of 514 amino acids. Gene Ontology annotation, molecular function: NADP binding; N,N-dimethylaniline monooxygenase activity; flavin adenine dinucleotide binding. The transcript has a single exon. The record is from RefSeq and is a predicted model, not a curated record. NCBI's taxonomy places the organism in Eukaryota, Fungi, Ascomycota, Sordariomycetes, Glomerellales, Plectosphaerellaceae.
GGUACAGAGUAUUCGUGGGACGUUCGUGAUCCAGACGAGUACGACGACGCCUCAGUCACCCAAUUGUCGUCCCCUCGCCGCCCAUCAACUCCCUCAAAAUGCCUACGUCCCCCGAAGUCGAGCACCUCGACGUGCUCGUCCUGGGCGCGGGUCUCUCCGGCAUCAAUGCCGCCUACCGCGUGCAACAGGAGCUCCCGGGCUUGAGCUACGCCGUCCUCGACCGCCGCGACGUCAUCGGUGGCACCUGGUCCUUCUGGCGCUACCCCGGCUUCCGCUGCGACGCCAGCAUGACCACCUUCGGCUUCUCCUGGCACCCCUGGACCCAUAACCGGCUCAUCAUCGAGGGUCCCCCCAUCGUCGACUACAUCCAGGACGCCGUCCGCACCCAGGGGAUUGACCGCCACAUCCGCCUCCACCACCGCGUGCGCUCUGCCAACUGGGACUCGGCCGAGGCUCGUUGGGUGCUCGAGGUCGACGUCGGUCCCGAACCAAAGGAAGGCGGAGACGGCGACGGCAACGGAACCGACACACCCCAAACCGUCCGCAAGAUAUUCAAGGCCUCUUUCCUCUUCAUGUGCACCGGAUACUACUCCUACGAGCGCGCCCUCGAGGCCGACAUCCCCGGCAUCAAAGACUUCGCCGGCGUCGUCGCCCACCCGCAGUGGUGGCCCGAAGACCUCGACCACACCGGCAAGCGCGUCAUCAUCAUCGGCUCCGGCGCCACCGCCAUCACCCUCUUCCCCACCAUGGCCCAGACCGCCUCCCACACCACCAUGCUCCAACGGAGCCCUUCCUUCGUCUUCUCCCCCCCGACCGAGAGCCCCAUGGACCAAUUCCUCCGCCGCUUCCUGCCCCUCUGGCUGGUCCACUGGAUCGCCUACGCGCGCGAUCUCGUCCGCGAGACCCUCUUCGUCACCUGGCUCCUGGCCUUCCCCCGCGUGGGCCGCCGCUUCCUCACCGCCGAGGCCCGCAAGAAGCUUCCCCCGGGCUACCCCGUCGACGUCCACUUCAACCCGAAAUACGACCCGUUCCGCCAGCGCCUCUGCAUGUCCCCGGACGGCGACGUCUUCGCGGCCCUCCACAAGCCCAACGCCGAGAUCGUCACGGACCACAUCGACACCGUGCUCGCGGACGGCAUCCGCACCCGCUCGGGCCGCUUCCUCCCCGCCGACAUCAUCGUCACCGCCACGGGCCUCUACGUCGAGCUCUUCGGCACCAUCGCCCUCUCCGUCGACGGCGAACCCGUCCACCCGGGCGAGGUCUACUGCUGGCGCGGCUGCAUGCUCGAGGGCGUCCCCAACGCGGUCGCCGUCAUCGGCUACGUGGCCGGCACCUGGACCCCCGGCGCCGACGCCAUGGCGCGCCUCACGAUCAAGGUCAUCAAGCGCGCCCGCGCCGUCGGCGCCGCGUACUUUGCGCCUGUGCUGUCGGCCGAGGAGAAGGCGAACGCGCCGCGCCACUCCGUCAUCGAUAUGAACAGCGCGUACUUCGUUCGCGCGCACGGCCGGCUCCCGCUGGCUAUGCGGAAGGGUCCGUGGUAUGGGAGGGAGAAUAUCGUGACGGAUCUCAAGGCGCUGUUCUUUGGCAGUUUGACCGACGGCAUGAAGUAUAUAAUGCCCGGCCCGAGGUCUAAGAGCGAUUAACCAACCGUUUGGGCUUCGGUCAUGGGGUCGAUGUAUGUAAACGUGUUGGAAACAAGGUCAUGUCGUCGAACUGGCCAAUGCCUCUUUGAUGGAACAUCUCUGUGAUGUAGCAUGUACACUAGAUUUCUACCUAGGAAUAGAUCCACCC